GCGCGCUCUCUUGCGUUUCUCAGGUCCUCGGCUCCGCCCCGCUCUAGACCCCGCCCCACGCCGCCAUCCCCGUGCCCUUCGGCCCCGCCCCCGCGCCCCGGAUAUGCUGGGACAGCCCGCGCCCCUAGAACGCUUUGCGUCCCGACGCCCGCAGGUCCUCGCGGUCCGCACCGUUUGCGACUUGGUACUUGGAAAAAUGGACAAGGCUUGUGAAAUGAAACGCACCACACUGGACAGCCCUUUGGGGAAGCUGGAGCUGUCUGGUUGUGAGCAGGGUCUGCACGAAAUAAAGCUCCUGGGCAAGGGGACGUCUGCAGCUGAUGCCGUGGAGGUCCCAGCCCCUGCUGCAGUUCUCGGAGGUCCGGAGCCCCUGAUGCAGUGCACAGCCUGGCUGAAUGCCUAUUUCCACCAGCCCGAGGCUAUCGAAGAGUUCCCCGUGCCGGCUCUUCACCAUCCCGUUUUCCAGCAAGAGUCGUUCACCAGACAGGUGUUAUGGAAGCUGCUGAAGGUUGUGAAAUUUGGAGAAGUGAUUUCUUACCAGCAAUUAGCAGCCCUGGCAGGCAACCCCAAAGCCGCGCGAGCAGUGGGAGGAGCAAUGAGAGGCAAUCCUGUCCCCAUCCUCAUCCCGUGCCACAGAGUGGUCUGCAGCAGCGGAGCCGUGGGCAACUACUCCGGAGGACUGGCCGUGAAGGAAUGGCUUCUGGCCCAUGAAGGCCACCGGUUGGGGAAGCCAGGCUUGGGAGGGAGCUCAGGUCUGGCAGGGGCCUGGCUCAAGGGAGCGGGAGCUACCUCGCGCUCCCCGCCUGCUGGCCGAAACUGAGUGUGUGCAGUAGGAUGGAUGUUUGAACGACACACACGUGUAACACUGCAUCAGACGCGGGGCGUGGAGGCACCGCUGUAUUAAAGGAAGUGGCAGUGUCCUGGGAA
Messenger RNA from Gorilla gorilla gorilla (western lowland gorilla), 927 nucleotides. RefSeq names its product O-6-methylguanine-DNA methyltransferase (gene MGMT). The transcript has 5 exons. Gene Ontology annotation, biological process: DNA repair. The coding region runs from base 104 to 820 and encodes 238 amino acids. Gene Ontology annotation, cellular component: nucleoplasm. The record is from RefSeq and is a predicted model, not a curated record. NCBI's taxonomy places the organism in Eukaryota, Metazoa, Chordata, Mammalia, Primates, Hominidae. Gene Ontology annotation, molecular function: methylated-DNA-[protein]-cysteine S-methyltransferase activity.